Molecule: messenger RNA, 3041 nt
Organism: Phycodurus eques (leafy seadragon)
Lineage: Eukaryota; Metazoa; Chordata; Actinopteri; Syngnathiformes; Syngnathidae
Gene: bco1
Product: beta-carotene oxygenase 1
Exons: 11
Coding region: 45-1607 (520 amino acids)
Biological process (GO): carotene catabolic process; retinal metabolic process
Molecular function (GO): beta-carotene 15,15'-dioxygenase activity; carotenoid dioxygenase activity
Source: RefSeq, a predicted model, not a curated record
UUGUUCUAUUUCUUCAGACAGCUUUACGUGCACUCCCAGUCAACAUGGAUUUUUCAAAGAAUGCAACCGAGUGUCCGCAGCCCCUUAAGGCAGAAGUGAAAGGGAACAUCCCCUCCUGGUUGCAAGGCACAUUACUACGCAAUGGCCCUGGGAUCUUCUCAGUGGGGGAUACCAGCUAUGACCACUGGUUUGAUGGCAUGUCCAUCAUGCACAGCUUCUCCUUCAUGGAUGGUGAAGUGAUCCACAGAAGCAGGUUCCUGAAAAGUGACACCUACAAAGCCAACAUGGAAUCCAACCGAAUUGUUGUGUCUGAAAUGGGAACAAUGUCUUACCCCGACCCAAGCAAAAACUUAAUUGUCAAGGUGAUCACCUUCCUUAACCACACAGUGCCUGACUUCACUGACAACGGCACCAGCAAUUUUAUCAAAUACGGUCAGGAUUAUUUUGCCACCUCAGAAACCAACUACAUUCGUAAAAUUGACCCAGUCACCCUGGAAACUCAGGAUAAGGUAGACUAUAUGAAGUUUCUGCCUGUGAACUUGGCUUCAUCCCAUCCACACUACGACAAGGAGGGUAAUGCCUACAACAUGGGCACUUGUAUCGCUGAAAAGGGCAAGACGAAAUACCUACUGUUCAAAGUCCCCGCAGUUUCUCAGAAAGACAAAGACAAGAAGGUCCCCGCUCUGAAGAACGUGGCGGUGAUCUGUUCAGUACCCUGCCGCUCCCUCCUGACGCCCAGCUACUUCCACAGCUUCGGCAUGACGGACAACUACUUCAUCUUCAUCGAGCAGCCCAUCAAAAUGGACAUCCUCAAAAUGGCCACCGCCUACAUGAGGAGAGUCAACUGGGCCAGCUGCCUGAAGUUCUGCCCAGAAGAUUUGACUCAGAUCCACCUGAUCGACAGAAAGACAGGCAAGGUGAUGGAGACCAAGUACUACACGGAAGCCAUGGUCGUCUACCAUCACGUGAAUGCUUUCGAGGUCGACGGUUGCGUCAUAUUUGAUGUCAUCGCCUACAAGGACAACAGCCUUUACGACAUGUUUUACCUGAGCAAGCUGAAAGAAAAGCCAGGAUCUCACGACAAUAGCUACUCCAAACCAAGCUAUAAGAGAUUUGCACUUCCCGUUCAACCAAACGAGGGCGCGGCCAUCGGAGAGAACCUGGUGAAAGUGACGUGCACCGCAGCCACAGCAUUGAAAGAGAAAGAAGGCAAAGUAGUAUGCCAGGCAGAGGUGCUCUAUGAAGGGAUUGAACUGCCACGAAUCAAUUACGAUUUUAACAGCAAGAGACAUCGCUUUGUGUAUGGCAACUGCGUUGAGGAAAUGGCACUCUCAAAAAAGAUUGCCAAGUUUGACACAGAAACCAAGCAAAUAUUGACCUGGAGUGAAGACAACUGCUGGCCAUCGGAGGCAGUGUUUGUCCCCAGACCGAAUGGCGAGGCAGAGGAUGAUGGGGUGAUUUUAUCAUCUAUAAUCAACACCAGUCCCGACCAGUCUAACUUCAUCUUGGUUCUUAAUGGCAGAACAUUCAAGGAAGUGGCUCGGGGUUACGUGAACACUGAGCUCCAUAAGGACAUGCAUGGAUUUUUUAUCCCUCACGGAAAUUAGUCACUUAUAGUAUGCAUCGAUAUACAUUUCAGGAAAUUAAAAUCCUUAAUCCUGCCAACAUGUAUAACAUGUAAAUUACAUUCCACUGUAGUUGGGACUACUAAACAAAGUGAUCAGGAUGAUCUAGAUAUUGUAUAAAAGGUGUCAUAUUUGACUAAACCAAUUAAUUAGGAUGUAACAUUGGCUGUAUGGUGCCUCAGUAAACAUGUGAAAUAUGAAUUAAUACCUUAGUUCCAGACGUUUGUCUGCCGAGAGGCCUGAAAUGCGCUCAUUCGAAUUUCUCGAGAUCUCCGCCCACCUCUCUGCUCCCGAGCCAACGCUGUCAACAUAACAAACACGUGUGACAGAUAUAAACAACCAACCAUUCGCGCACACAUUCACACCGAAGGGCACCUUAGUGUCUUCAAUCAACCUAUCGUGCAUGUUUUUGGGGAUGUGGGAGGAAACCGGAGUGCCCGGAGAAAACCCACGCAGACACGGGGAGAUUUGAACCCCGGGCCUCAGAACUGUGAGCCUGAUGUGCUAACCGGUCGGACACCGUGCCGCCUCGAUUGUCUAAAUGGCCAAAAUAUGGGACCUUCAAAAUGUUAUUUCUUAUUUACAUAAUUUUGUGUGGGUGAAAAUGUAUGCUGUAGUAUAUACCCACUUUGUUGUUGUGCAUCACUUUGAGUUGCCUUUUUGUGCGCUUUGCUUUCACAGAAAAAAAAACCAUCCGGCCUGUUGUACUCACACAACAUCGAGUAGGUCCAACCAACUCUCAUCAUGUGGGAGAAGUUAGACGUGUGUAACAUUCGGUGUUGGGCUCGGUUUCAUGUCCUUAAAGCCUUGGUCUACUAUAUCAGAACAUUAUAGACUGUAUCACCGCUAUGCUCACCCACCACAACGUUAUUUUUGUAAAUCAAAUCUAAUGUCAUUGUACGAGGCAUCUAAUGAUUCACUUUGCUCAUCUCUCUUCCAGCUAGUGUCCUGUCUUUUGUUAUCGUUUCUUCCUAUAUUGUUUAGUUAUCUUUGCACUGUUUCUCACUUUAAGACUUUGUUCUGUCCGACUGAAAUGUUCAAUAAAUAUGCAUCAGAAUACAAAGAAAAAAGAAAGAAAACAAAACUCCACUGUGGCACAGCAGAACAGUUUCUGCAUAAAAGGUAUACAGCGCCUCCUUUUCUGUUUUACCUAACAGCCGAACAUGACAAAACAAAAACAAAAAAACAACAACAACAACAUACAAAAAACACUCAGUUGUCAUCCAAAAAGAGCAUCAAGCCUUGGGAUUGACUAAGGGGAAAUGUACAAGUUGGAGACAAAGUGAUGGAUCAGAUGACCUUUCAGCCAGAGACUGUAUCGUAAAUUAUAAGGAUGGUCUCGUUAGGUAAAGAUACAAUUGCACAAGAGCAGUGAACACAUUGGUGAACUUUCUGUAAUCGAUCGUCCAAGUUGGU